AACACCAUUUGGAAACUGACGAGCAACCACCAUCCAUCCGUCACGCGGCACAUACACUCACCAACUCGGGGGUGUCCAGCAUGUCGCGGUGCGGGGCCGUCGCGAGGCCGCUCGCACGGCAAUUGCUGCCGCUGCGCAGCUUUGCUACGACAGCCCGACAGCAGCUGCAGGAGCAAGCUCCCUCGUCACCAUCAUCGUCCUCAACAGCACCACCACCGCCAUCCUCAUCAUCACCCUCGUCCUCCUCCUUAUCCUUCUCGACGACAGCCGCCGCCGAACCCUCUCCUCUCGAUCUCGACCCCGACACCGUCCUGCCGCAGUUCGAGGCUCCGCUCAUCAAGGCCGGCAAGAUGCCCAUAGGCUCGCGCCGCCGCCGCGUCGCCCUGCGCAGCACCAUGGGGGGCGUCGCCCUGCCCUUCGAGCAGCUCCCCUACCAGGCCUUCCAGGAGGCCCGCGCUAUCCUCGCCGCCGACCGCGCCGACAAGCUGGCCCAGAUUGGCUCCCAGCUGGGCCGCAUCGCCCGCCUCGAGGCUGCGGAUCCGGCGGCCAUGCGCGGCGGCCAGCGCAUGCGCGACACGCGCCUUGCCAGUCUGCGCAGGCACGUCGACCGCCUCAAGAUCCUGGCCGACGCAAACGACCCACUGGUCAAGAAGCGCUUCGAGGACGGGUUGGGCGACAUGAACAAGCCCAUCUACCGCUACUAUGCCGAGAAAAAGUGGCGCGCCUACGACCGCCGCCUCAUCGUCCAGCGCAUCAAGCAGUUCAGCAUCGUCCCCGACCUGCUGCCCAAGCUGGACCCCACGGCCGACGUGCAGCUCUUCUUCCGCCGCGCCAAGGUGUCGCCCGGCGCCAUUGUCGACAGCGCCGUCAGCGAGCUCGCCCCGCGCCUGCGCAUCCAGCUAUUUGACCGCGGCGAGCGCCUCGUCACCGUCGCCGUCGUCGACGCCGACGUCCCCGACCUCGACGCCGACGCCUUUUCCAAGCGCUGCCACUUCCUCGCCGCCAACGUGCCCCUCAGCCCCACGAGCGGCUCCCUGCCCCUCGCCCGCGUCGGCGCCCGCGGCCACGCCGGCCAGCUCGCCCUCCCCUGGCUGCCCCCGGCCGCCCAAAAGGGCAGCCCCUACCACCGCCUCGCCAUCGUCCUGUUCGAGCAGCGCCCCGGCGAGCCCCUCGACGUCGACGCCCUCGCCACCCUGCCCCGCGACGGCUUCUCCCUCAAGUCCCUGCGCGACAAGUUCGCCCUCGCCCCCUUUGGCUUCACCAUGUUCCGCUCCGUCUGGGACGACAACACCGCCGACGUCAUGGCCCGCCACGCCCUCCCCGGCGCCGACGUCGAGCUGCGGCCCAUGCGCGUCCGCAGCCUCAAGCCCCCCGUCAAGCCCCGCGGCUGGGAGGCCAAGCGCCAGGGCCCCAAGUACCGCCACCUCUGGAAGUACACCAAGCGCAUCAGGGGCAUCUCCAACGCCCGCGGCUGGAUCAAGAAGAGGUAGAGCGGUGGAGCCGCUCAUGUCGUCGAGCGUGCGUUGUUGGUCCGUGUACGAUAGAUGGUACUACUAUUACUACUACAACUACAACUAUGUCAAGUGAGUCAGUCAGUCAGUCGGUGUUGUGUUGCCGCCUCGCCGGGGGUUGGGCAUGUAUGUAUGUAUGUAUGUACAUGUAACUAGAAGGAGGUUCAUCUCCGCGUAGACAUG
Messenger RNA from Purpureocillium takamizusanense, 1694 nucleotides. It is a transcript of the gene MRPL35, whose product is annotated as mitochondrial 54S ribosomal protein YmL35. Lineage: Eukaryota; Fungi; Ascomycota; Sordariomycetes; Hypocreales; Ophiocordycipitaceae. The transcript has 2 exons. The record is from RefSeq and is a predicted model, not a curated record. Bases 81 to 1490 code for a protein of 469 amino acids.